Molecule: messenger RNA, 1158 nt
Organism: Rhinocladiella mackenziei CBS 650.93
Lineage: Eukaryota; Fungi; Ascomycota; Eurotiomycetes; Chaetothyriales; Herpotrichiellaceae
Product: thymidylate synthase
Exons: 1
Coding region: 1-1158 (385 amino acids)
Biological process (GO): dTMP biosynthetic process
Cellular component (GO): mitochondrion; cytosol
Molecular function (GO): thymidylate synthase activity
Source: RefSeq, a predicted model, not a curated record
AUGGCGCCCGCUGUAGUCGACAUUGAAACCGUGUCUCCGUCAGGAGACUCUUUUGGAUUCCUCAAAGAAAACAGCAAAGUCCUGCAACAAGCAUCAACCCAUGGCCACCCCAACACAACAGAACUACCCACGCAAGACUUAUCAAAGCCAACCUCUACCGAGAGAAAUCUCCAUGAAGAACACCAAUACCUCGAUUUAAUUCGCGAUAUCUUGAGCCGUGGUGAACAUCGACCAGACCGAACGGGUACAGGAACACUAUCUUUGUUCGCUCCUCCUCAACUUCGCUUCAGUCUUUCCAAAAUCGAUCCUACAUCUCCCACCGGCGAACGGAUACCCAUUCUGCCGCUUCUGACCACCAAACGCGUGUUUCUGCGCGCUGUCACCACCGAACUACUCUGGUUCGUCUCAGGGUGCACCACAUCCAAACCUCUCUCUGAAGCGGGCAUCCACAUCUGGGACGGCAACGGCUCGAGACAAUUCCUCGACAAUCUCGGCUUCACGGAUCGUGAGGAAGGAGAUCUAGGCCCUGUGUACGGCUUCCAAUGGCGACAUUUUGGGGCUGAGUACCAGGAUUGCCACGCAGACUAUAAUGGAAGAGGGGUGGACCAGAUCAAAGAGGUGGUGCGAAAGUUGAAGCACUGUCCAUAUGAUCGUAGAAUCAUCCUAAGUGCGUGGAACGUGGCCGACCUAAGCAAGAUGGCCUUACCGCCCUGCCACAUGUUUUCCCAAUUCUACGUCAGCUUCCCUGACGCACCAAGAGGGGAGGUGGCCCUGCAGCGGCUCAACGGAUCCGUCCAGAAUGGAGACAAACAGAAAGCCAGGGGCCAUCUCUCAUGUGUCCUCUACCAACGGUCCUGCGACAUGGGCCUCGGUGUGCCUUUCAAUAUCGCCUCUUACGCCUUGCUAACGCACAUGCUGGCACACGCCUGCGAUCUCGUGCCAGGCGAACUGAUCCACACAAUGGGCGACGCACAUGUCUACCUCGACCACAUCGAUGCGCUGAAAGAGCAGCUCCUCCGUGAACCGCGUGAAUUUCCGACUCUGAAUAUCAAACGCGACGACCGAGGCAGUGGCGAGAUGGACGGCUGGAGAGUGGAAGAGUUGGAAGUGGUCGGGUAUAAACCACAUGGCGGGAUUAAGAUGAAGAUGAGUGUAUGA